CACUGGCCUUGGCCAUGUUGUAGGGAGGGGAGGACCGGGGUCCUAAAAGAGUUCGCUGCCUCUCACGUUUCAUCACUUGAGCGCUCGACUACCCCGUCUCGGUCCUAGGACGCAUUUUAGGCGCGUGGAUGCAUACUUGCUAUCACUGACUACCUUUUUUAUUGCUUUUAUCACAUUUGCUGUGGUUUCCGGACAAGCAGGAGCCAAAAAGGUGAAAUAAGUGCGGUUUUCGCGAUGGGAGCACAGACCUCAUCGCAUCGGGACGGGAAGAGCCAAGAGGAUGCUUCAGCCGAGAAUCUGAGAUCAGCGGUGAACGCGAUUUUGGAGGUAGAUAGCGUCGUCGAAUCCAAGUUCCAGCAGAAGAAUGGACAGAUCUCCAUCACCAGUCUGAAUGGGAAGGCAGAUGAACAGACAGAGCUCAAUGACCACUCAGAGGACAACACCCUAGCAGAGGAAGUUGAUGGCGUGUCCGUGUCUCGGAAGGAGGAGGUUCUUGAGACGAUGGACUCCCUCCAGGCUGUGGUGGCCUCUCAGGUGAACAGAGAGGAGGAGGAGAACGAGUCUUCUGAUGCCAACAACAUCACCAGGCCUGAAGAGAAGGUUGUUGAGGAGAAACCGGGCGAGGCCAAUGAGGUGGGCUUCAAGAAGAUCUUCAAUUUCAUCGGCUUCAAGUUCACUCUGAAGAAGGACAAGAAUGAGAAGACUGACCCGGUGCAGAUGCUGAAGUUGAUGGACAAGGAAGUGGAAGGAGGGACAAAGGGGUCUGAGGAAACUAAGGAGGAAGCCGCCACUGCAGAGGAGGGGAAGGCAGCGGAGCCAGAGACCGCCACUGUUGAGGCUGACUUCUCUGAAACCACAACUGAGGCUGCAACUCCAGUGGAUUCCCCAUCUCAGACUGUGGAUGGAGACGCUGCAGAAAAAGAGCCCUCGGACCCAGCUGCAGCAGCAAAUACCCCACAUGGCCAGGAGGCCCCCCUAUCCCCCUUCAGAAGGUUCUUUACACAGGGAAUCUUCUCCAAUCAGCGCAAGAAGGCAAGUAUCAAAAGUGCCAAAGAGAAGGAACCAAAAGAGAAAGCUGCUGAGGAGAAGAUAAAGGAGGGAGAGGAGAAAGCAGAGGCUGGGGUGGAGGAGGAGCGAGAGAAAGCAAAGGAAGGGGUGAAGGAGGUGGAGCCCGUGACAACACCGGAAACUGAGAAACCUGAAGUAUCUGCGGAAGAGAUCAAAGAGGAGAUCCAAGCCGAAUCUGCCAUGGAAACCUCAGAAGCUGCUGUUACUGAUGACGCCAAACAAGCGGAGGAGAAUGUUGAAGAAGCUGUGGAAUCAGACAAGGCCCCAGUUGAGGUCACCACCGAGGCUGAGCUUUUCUCACCCCAGAAGAAGGUCAAGGCCCAGGGUAGCCCACUGAAAAAACUGUUUACUGGGGCUGGCCUGAAGAAGCUCUCUACCAAGAAACAGAAGAAAGACAAGAAAGAUACGGAGACCAAGCUGACCGAGUCUGGGGAACAGGCGGCUGAACAGCUCCAGUCCUCUACAGAGUUGACAGAGGUCCAGAAACCUGACAGUGGGGCAUCAUCUCCAGAGGAGUCUGGUGAGCAUGCCAUCGGGGUGGAAGCCACCCAAGCUGAGGCCAGCCAAGAGGCUGAUGAGGAGGUAACAAGCUCAGACGAAGGGAAGAAGAAAGAAGGUAUAAUGCCCUGGUCCUCCUUCAAGAAGCUGGUGACACCCAAGAAACGAGUCAAGAGGCCCUCUGAGAGCGAGGACGAGGCAACUGUUGAGAAGGCCAUGUCGGCCACCCUGUUCUCCACUGACAGUGCCGUGUUUGUGGAGAAAAAGAAAGAGGAGCCGGAACUCCCUGAAGAGGAGCCAAAAGCCGAAACCACAGAGGACCUGGAAGGCACCACAGAGGACCCCAAAAAGAUGAAGAUGGACACCUCACUCUCCUGGGAGGCCCUGAUGUGUAUGGGCGGAAACAAGAAGAGGACCAGGAAGACCUCUGACUCUGAAGAUGAGGAGACCAAAAUCGAAGAGGAGGCACCACCAACUGGGGAAGAGCAGGUUAAGACAGCAGUCUCUCCUUUUGACAGCUCUGGAGAGGCAGAUCAGGAAAACACAGUGUCAUCCCCCGAACCAUCCACUAGCCCCGCCGCAGGAGACUCCACAUGGGAUACUCUCAAGCGUCUUGUCACCCAUAGAAAGAAGCCCAAAAACGAGGAGAGGACAGAUGAAUCUGGUGGCGAACAGGUAAUCUCAGACAGUGAAAUUCCCAAAGAAGAUUCCUCCUUCUCUCUGAGGAAACUCAUUCCCGGACGCAGAAAGAAGAAGGUGCUUUCCUCCAAUCUGGGGUCUGGUGAGGAAGAUUCCGACACACCAGCCGUGGUCCCUCUCUCAGAGUACGACAAUGAGCACGCCGAGAGUAAAGAAGAGGCUGAAGCCGAAAUGACAGUAGAGACAAAGGACUCUGAGGAAGCAGCACCAAUCACUCAGGUCCAAUUGUCCAUUGAAGAGAGAUCCCCCUCUUGGAUCUCAGCCACGGCUGUCAUGGAAAACCUCCAGGAGAUCCCACAUGAUCAGCUGAGUGACAUCCCAGAAGAGGGUGCCGCCACCCCCAAAUCUGCUGACACCACCAUCGCAGAGGACAUUGCAGAACAGACCUUAGAGACAGUCCCAUGCCAAGAGCAGGAACCUGAGUUGUCUGUUGCCGAGGUGACUGCAAAUUCUGAUGCCAAGAACAUUUUAGAGCAGAUCCCAGAAACAGUCACUUGCCAGGAGCCUGAGCUGUCUGUUUUUGAGGUAACUGAAGAGAUGAUCCCAGCCACGUAUGGCGAAACCACCCCUCUGCCCAAUGAGCCUGAGACAGAGUCUUUGGAGGUCCCGCAGGAGGCUGUGGAGCUGCUCAGUGAUCUUCCAAGCCUGACUUCUAUGGAAAUCAUAGAGAUCCAACUGGAGGAGGCUGCUUCCAUCCCAGAACCCACACCGCCGAUCAAGUUCACCGAAACCAAAUCAAAGGUUGUCUUGAUGGUGCAUGAAGAAAUUGAGGGUUCUGCCAUCUGCACUGACCUGGGCACCAAGGAGAUCACCAAGGUGGCUGUGGAGAAACUUGUAAUUCCCACCAUGGAAUGUCUACCUGAGAUCAGCAAUGGUCUGUCUGCUGAGAUGCCGGUAGAAGAUAAGGCUGAUCCAACUGAGGCGGCUGACGCUAAUGAAGACCCAGUAUUCAAGGCUCAAGUGGAGCAGGUCGAAAGCAUAUUCCUGGAGCCGCCACUAGAGGAAUCUAUUGAAGACAUCCCAGAUCCUGAUAUAGCCACUGAGGGUAAAGAGCAUGAAGAUGAAAAGGUCGCCAGGGUCAAUAAUAUCAAGAUGGAGGUUGAAAUUGUUGAGGCCCCUGCGGUGAAUGAGAAUAUCGUGGACCUCAUUGUACCAACUGUUGAAGACUCCAUUGCCGCUAACAUUGUGGAUGGCUCUGAGGCACCUGUCAUUGAGGUCAAAAGUAAAGAAGAGACGGCCGCUGUCGAAGAGAUUGCUGCUGUAGAGGAGGUGAAUGAGCCUGCUGCCCAAAAAAUGGUCACUUCACUAACUGAUGCCAACCAGCCCACAGUCACUGAAGUGUGCGAGGCAGCCAUUGUUGCCCCUGCUUUAGAGUUUGCCAUUGUAAAGAAGACCACGUACCUCGUCUGCCCACUGUCCGAGUCCUUGGAAACCCAGCAAGUGGAGGUCACAGAGGCUGUGGCAGUGGAAAAGCUCUCAGUGGCAGUUGCAGAGCCCACUGGCGAUGACCAAAUUCAAGUGCAGGUGACUGAGGUUGGCAUUACAGAGGCUGAAGAGACAAAGGAGUCAGAGGCCAUGGAGGAGACGGGCUUGGUCAUCGCUCAGGUGGUUAUCCAGAGUGCUGUGAAGAAAGUGUCUGAAGCAGAGUUUGAACCCAAAGCGCCUGCCUCUGCCACUGCUACCAUCACAACUGAAGAUGCUCUACCAGUCCAGGCGGUAGCAACGAUAGAGAAAGAGAUUGAACUAGUAGCAGAGGAGAAACCUGUCAUUGCUGAAACACCUGUAGUCCAAGUUGAGGAACCAGCACCAGAAACCCCAGCAGAGGUGUCUACUACUCCAGAGGCACCAGCCGAGGCUGAAAAACCACCAAAGGAAGUCCACGAGGCUGUCCAGGUCAUUGAGACCAUUCCAGUCACAAUUGAAAUCACAAAGAGUAUCAUGGAAGAGUUUACCAAGGAGGUGGAGUAUGUUCUCAAAGAGGAAGUAGAGGAAAUUAAACAUGAAGUGGAAUUAAAGCAAGCAAUGGAGGUCAAUGUAAGUGUGGAGAAAGUUGUUGAAGUUGUAACAGAGGUGGAACAGACAGAGAGUGAGACAGAUGGAAAGGCAGAGGAGGAGAUCAAAGAGGUAGAGGGCAACAUUGAGGCAUUAGAGGUUCAGGAAGUUCCACAAUCUGAGGUAGAGGAAGUAGUUAAGGAAUGCCAACUUGAGGUUCAACAAGCUGAGGUAAUAACGGUGGUUCAGGAAGUGAUAGCAGAUGUUCCCACUCCAGAGACAGCUGAAGAGAAGUCAGAAGCAACGAUUGUAACAGAAGAGACCCCAGUCCCAGAUGCCCCCACAGAGACUGCUGAAGCCCCAGCCCAGCCAGAGGGGACAACUGCAGAGGUCGUAGUCCCACAUACCACACAGGUGGUCAUACAGGCAACAGAGAUCAUUAAAGAGGCAGAGGAGGAAAUCAUGUUGGAGGUGGUAGAAAAAGAUGCCAUUGUAAGCUCACCAGAGACAAAGGAAGCUCCGGCCAAAGAAGACACAACAGACCCUGAACAAAUGCCAGACACCCCCACCCCUGAACCCACACCAGAUACCCCCGCCCCUGCUCCAACUGUUGCCGAUGUUGUCGAAACAAACAUGAAAUAUGACAGUGCCGCAGUUCAGGGAAAGGUAUCGGAUGACCCCCAGACAGCACUGGAAGAGCAUCAAAUGUAUGUUUCAAUAGAGGCUGUGGCUGCCAUCCAAGAUGCCCCCGUUAACAGCAUGGAAGAGGAGGUUGCUGUUGCCAUGGCUGUGACAGUUGCCAGCCCAGCGGAGGCAGCGGCAGAGAAGGCGAUGUCGGUGAAGUGUGCGGAGGUGAUGGUGCAGGUGAUUGAGGAGGUGGUGAAGUAGAUCAAACCUGUCUCCUAAGAGCUUAAGGCAGCAUCGUGAGCAGGAUGGGAGAUGGAGACCAGUUCCCUUUCAGUCAGCACUCUCGGUACAACACAACUUUGGGGAGUCAGACUCUCACGACUUUGACAAGUGUAAGCGUUAGGCUCAGAUUCAUUAGUAGAAUUUUCCCACUCUUCACCUCGAUGUGAGCAAUAACGGUUCACUCUACUAAAAACUACAUUUUUGGGAACACAAGACUAUCUAACUUUGCGCCAUCCAAACUAGCCAUCCAAAAUGUAUUGUGUAUCCCACAUGUGAUUUCAAUCAUUCAUGUCCCUCUUCCACAUUCAGACAGUUGUCUUCCGUGUCUUGUCACAUAAACUGAAAUUAGGUGAACUAUUCAAAUUUUUGCAACCAGGAAAUGGCGGAGCGAUUUCUGCAUAGUGCAUCCUUCAGGGAUGGUUCUUCUGUCGGAGGCCCAGAACGACUGGUACAGUCAAUAUUCUGAAAAGGGAAGGGUCUACGUUCCAUUCUAGACCUUCGUACCCUAAACAAGCAACUCUGGGUUUGCACAUUCAGGAUGCUCACAAACCAGAGGCUGUUAUGGUCCAUGCGUCCCGGCGAUUGGAUCGCCACAAUCAACCUGAAGGAGGCAUAUUUUAAUGUGCCCAUGUACCCCAGUCACAGGAAAUGUUGGAGGUUCCAUUAUGAGGCAAUAGCCUACGGGUUUUUGGUCCUGUUGUGCGGUCUGUCCCUCUCGCUUUGUGCCUUUUUAAAGGUAGUGGAGGCAGCUCUGGCACCCAUGAGGGGCCAGGGGCUGAGUGUGUUGGCCUAUCUGGAUGAUUGGCUGAUAGCAGCAGAGUCAAGGGAACAAGCGAUGUUGCACACAUCCAGGCUAGUGUUCCAUAUUCAGUCUCUAGGUUUUAUUGUAAACCAGAAAAAGAGCUGUCGGACCCCAUUGCAGUGCAUUCUGCUCCUGGGUCUAGAGUUAGACUUGCACGUGAAUCACAAUUUUUAUAUCCAUGCAGAGGCCUUCCUCACCUGGCAUAAUACAGGUAUGGAAGGCUCUUAGAGAUUUACCCAGAAAGACUCACAGCUGUAAUCUCUGCCAAAGGGGAUUCUAACAUGUAAUGAUUUAGGGGGUUGAAUACUUAUCUAAUCAAGACGUGUUUUUUGUGUGUUUUUUUAAUCUUCUACAAAUGUUACAAUUUUUCUAAGGGGUGUGAUUACUUUCGGAACGCACUGGAGCAUCAACAAAUCAACAUAAUUUAGUUGAGAGGGCCGGGCCCAGACUAUUCUGUCUGCAAGGACACCCUCCAUGAGAGGGCUGUAUGUGUAUAAGUGACAGGCGUUUGAGCUCUGGUACCAAGAUAAAGGACUUGUUCAUUUUCAGUUCUUUGUGAGAGACAUCCUAGUGUUCCUACAGGAGCUUUCCGAGCAGGGUCGGGCAUUCUCCACACUGGGGGCCCAACCCCUGGUUGUUAGGUUCCUUAAAGGUGUGUGCUGUCUCAGAGCGGUCUCUAAACCUAUUGCGCCAACAUGGGAUUUGGCUAUGGUUUUGGAGGCGCCUUUUGAGACUCUGAAGUCGGUGGAUCUUAAGAUUCUCUCCUACAUGACCUUUCAGCUCAUGGCUUUGGCCUCAGCUAAACGUGUUGGGGACCUGCACGCGUCACCCAUAUACCCUUCCUGUACUCAGUUCGCCCCUGGCAACGGUAAGGGGACAUUGCAUCCGAAUGCUGCCUUCUUCCUGAAAGUCAUGGUUAUGUCCCACAGGUCUUUAGAUUGAGCAAUUUCCCUUUGCUUCUGAAGAGCAACAGAGGUCACAUGCCCUGUGUCCAGUACGAGCUUUGCGCACGUACAUUGAGCGGACCUGGGAUUUCCGGUUAGGUGACCAGCUUUUUUUCUGUUUUACCAGCUCACGGCAGGGCACUCUCUAAGCGUCUCUCCCACUGUAUUGUGGAGGCUAUCUCCCUGGCAAAUACCAGAAAGGGCCAAGGGUUACAUAGCGUUGUUUCGCGCCCACUCCAACAGGUGUCUGGCAGCGUCUUGGACAUUAUUUAAAGGGUUGACUGUAGGGCAUAUUUGUGCUGAGGCGAGCAUCACCACUCACAUUUGUGAGGUUUUAUUGCUUGGAUGUCACUGCUCCCAGCGUAGCCCACAGCAUGUAUACAGCUAGGACAGGAGAGGGUCAUUAGGCAGCAUGUCCCAUGUGCACAAUACCCAACUACUGCAUCUUGAGGGGUGGAGGUCUGGGUGGUCUGCAAUGGGCCAUUUCAUUUGGUAUCCGUUGGGGCCAGCUUCUAGUUCCCCAUAGUUGUGUUGUACCACGAGUACUGACUGAAAGGGAACGUAAUGUUAUGAAUAUAACUACUGUUCCCUGAAGGAGGGAAAUGAGGUACAACACCUGUUUGGCCCCGCACCGCCCGUUCCUAGGCUCUGUGAAGUGCAGUACUGAAUUGAAGGAAUUAAUCCGAGCAUUUUUUUUAUCACCCAUGAUUUUUGGCCUGAUUUUUGUUCUUCAAUCGAGGUCGCUAGAGUGCAACUGCCCAUAGUUGUGUUGAACCUUGUUUCCCACCUUCAGGGAACAGUAGUAGUUAUAACGUGUGUUUCCAAGGAUAAUGGUAUCCAUUUACUAAUAACAUGUAUUUCUCUCUA
This is a messenger RNA of Oncorhynchus nerka (sockeye salmon), 7779 nucleotides long. Its product is annotated as A-kinase anchor protein 12-like. NCBI's taxonomy places the organism in Eukaryota, Metazoa, Chordata, Actinopteri, Salmoniformes, Salmonidae. The coding region runs from base 235 to 5145 and encodes 1636 amino acids. Gene Ontology annotation, molecular function: protein kinase A binding; calmodulin binding. Gene Ontology annotation, cellular component: cytoplasm. Gene Ontology annotation, biological process: signal transduction; regulation of protein kinase C signaling. The record is from RefSeq and is a predicted model, not a curated record. The transcript is spliced from 4 exons.